AGCUUUAGAUUUCAUCAUGUCGUACAUGCUUCCACAUUUACACAACGGCUGGCAAGUUGACCAAGCAAUCCUGUCAGAGGAAGACAGAGUCAUUGUUUUUAGAUACGGUCACGAUUGGGAUCCAACAUGCAUGAAGAUGGACGAAACACUGUACGGUAUUGCAGACAAGAUCAGAAAUUUUGCACAAAUCUACUUGGUAGAUAUCACUGAGGUUCCUGAUUUCAACAAAAUGUACGAGCUGUAUGAUCCCUGCACUGUUAUGUUUUUCUACAGAAACAAGCACAUUAUGAUUGAUUUGGGGACAGGAAACAACAACAAGAUAAACUGGCCUAUUGACAACAAGCAGGAAAUGAUUGAUAUCAUCGAGACGGUUUACAGAGGUGCCAGAAAAGGGCGUGGUCUGGUAAUCAGUCCUAAAGAUUACUCUACCAAGUACAAGUAUUAAUGAACAGUGUUGUCAUUACAUUUACGUUGUAGUGUUACAUGAUAUUAUGAGAGACUUGGUUGUGGCUUAUAGAUUAACUGAAAAAUUGAAAUGCUUACGUAAGAGAAAGGAAUUGAAAGCAAGAUGUAGACAUGACUCCUUGCUGCUGCUGCUGCUAUUUGUUAACUACUGCUCUCCUUGGAUACAAUUCAGAAUUGCUAUAUUUAGAAUACAAUAUCGCUAUUUGUUCUUUGGCCACUUGAUUUACUUUUCUUUAAAAUUAAGGCUUUAAGUUUUGUGACAUCGCUUUUAACGUAUACGUACAUAACUUCCAUUCCUCUAAGAUUAGCUUACAAGUUACAUUAUGACUAACAAAACAUAUGAAAAUUGUAUUGUGAAAAACUAUGCUGUAUUUCAAAUUCUCUUAA
Messenger RNA from Bolinopsis microptera, 852 nucleotides. Its product is annotated as thioredoxin-like protein 4A. The record is from RefSeq and is a predicted model, not a curated record. Bases 17 to 445 code for a protein of 142 amino acids. NCBI's taxonomy places the organism in Eukaryota, Metazoa, Ctenophora, Tentaculata, Lobata, Bolinopsidae. Gene Ontology annotation, cellular component: spliceosomal complex; U4/U6 x U5 tri-snRNP complex; U5 snRNP. Gene Ontology annotation, biological process: mRNA splicing, via spliceosome. The transcript is spliced from 4 exons.